Molecule: messenger RNA, 339 nt
Organism: Tetrapisispora phaffii CBS 4417
Lineage: Eukaryota; Fungi; Ascomycota; Saccharomycetes; Saccharomycetales; Saccharomycetaceae
Gene: DMO2
Product: Dmo2p
Exons: 1
Coding region: 1-339 (112 amino acids)
Source: RefSeq, a predicted model, not a curated record
AUGUCGAGUAAUAUAUUAGCUGUCUUCAAUCCUCCACCAGCCAGAGAUAUGGAUAAAAGUGAAUACCAGGACUGUUUACCAUGUCAAAUAAUGAGCUCCUUUUUUGCUAUUGGGUUUGGUAGUUAUUUAGCUUCUGGGAAGCCCUUUAAAUACGGUGAGAAAGAACGUAAAGCUGGUAUGAGUUUAGCUGACUUUGAUAAAAGAAAUCCAAAGUGGUGGAGAGGUACCAUGCGUGGAUUAGGAGGUUCUUUAGUAGUUCUAGGUGUUAUCAGAGGUACAGAAGGGUGGAUGUGGAAUAAAGACAAGCAAUAUAAGAAAAUACUAAAUAAUGAUGAUUAA